Lipotes vexillifer (Yangtze River dolphin) is the source of this 2857-nucleotide messenger RNA. It is a transcript of the gene EXOC2, whose product is annotated as exocyst complex component 2. The record is from RefSeq and is a predicted model, not a curated record. Gene Ontology annotation, cellular component: exocyst. Lineage: Eukaryota; Metazoa; Chordata; Mammalia; Artiodactyla; Lipotidae. Gene Ontology annotation, biological process: exocytosis; Golgi to plasma membrane transport. The coding region runs from base 45 to 2834 and encodes 929 amino acids. The transcript has 27 exons.
AGAUUACUUCUGUAGCUUGACCUCUACUUUCCUCAACAAGCAGAAUGUCUCGAACACGACAACCCCCCCUCGUGACAGGCAUCUCUCCAAAUGAAGGAAUCCCGUGGACAAAGGUCACGAUUAGGGGAGAAAACCUGGGGACUGGGCCAGCUGACCUCAUAGGUCUGACAAUUUGUGGGCAUAAUUGCCUUCUGACAGCAGAGUGGAUGUCUCCGAGUAAAAUUGUAUGUCGCGUGGGGCAGGCCAAGAACGACAAAGGAGACAUUAUUGUCACAACCAAGUCAGGUGGCAAAGGAACCUCCACAGUCUCCUUCAAGCUGCUCAGACCUGAGAAAAUAGGUAUUUUGGAUCAGUCCGCUGUGUGGGUUGAUGAGAUGAAUUACUAUGACAUGCGCACUGACAGGAAUAAAGGGAUUCCUCCCUUGUCCCUGCGUCCUGCUAAUCCACUCGGCAUUGAGAUUGAAAAAGGUAAAUUUCCCCAGAAGGACUUAGAAAUGCUGUUCCCUGGAAUGAGUGCUGAUUUUACAAGUGAGAACUUUUCGGCUGCCUGGUACCUCAUAGAGAACCACUCCAACACCAGUUUUGAACAGCUCAAAAUGGCCGUCACCCACCUGAAGAGACAGGCUAACAAGAAGAGCGAGGGCAGCCUGGCGUGCGUGAAAGGGGGACUCAGUACUUUCUUUGAGGCACAGGACGCCCUCUCAGCCAUCCAUCAAAAACUAGAAGCGGAUGGAACGGAAAAAGUUGAAGGAUCCAUGACGCAGAAACUGGAGAAUGUUCUGAACAGAGCAAGUAACACUGCAGACACAUUAUUUCAAGAAGUCUUGGGUCGUAAGGACAAGGCGGAUUCCACUAGAAAUGCGCUCAAUGUGCUGCAGCGAUUUAAGUUUCUCUUCAACCUUCCUCUAAGUAUUGAAAGGAAUAUCCAAAAGGGUGAUUAUGAUGUGGUUAUUAAUGAUUAUGAAAAGGCCAAGUCACUUUUUGGGAAAACGGAGGUGCAAGUUUUCAAGAAAUAUUAUGCUGAAGUAGAAACACGGAUUGAAGCUUUAAGAGAAUUACUUCUGGAUAAGUUGCUUGAGACACCAUCGACCUUACAUGACCAAAAACGUUAUAUAAGGUACCUGUCUGACCUCCACGCGCCAGGCGACCCUGCGUGGCAGUGCAUCGGAGCCCAGCACCGAUGGAUCCUCCAGCUCAUGCACAGCUGCCAGGAGGGCUGCGUGCGGGACCUCAAAGGGCCACCGGGCCUUCACAGCGCCACGCUGGACCUGGACGGCGACGUGCGUGCCUCCGUGCCAGGUCAUCUAGGCCAGACGGCGUCUCUGAAGAGGGGUAGCAGCUUUCAGCCUGGUCGAGAUGACGCGUGGAGAUACCAAACUCCCCACCGGGUGGCAUUUGUUGAAAAAUUGACCAAGCUUGUUUUAAGUCAGCUGCCCAACUUCUGGAAACUCUGGAUUUCAUAUGUUAACGGAAGCCUUUUCAGUGAGACUGCUGAGAAGUCAGGCCACAUUGAAAGAUCAAAGAAUGUAAGGCAAAGACAAAAUGAUUUUAAGAAAAUGAUCCAGGAAGUAAUGCACUGUCUGGUGAAGCUGCUCCGGGGGGCCCUGCUCCCACUCGGCGUCACGGAGGGCGGAGGGCGGCAGUGCAGAGGCUGGGAAGUGAAGGCCGAGCUCUCUGGGCAGGGGCUCGCUCACGCCAUCCAGACCCUGAGGCUUACUUAUGAAUCCUUGACUGCCCUUGAGAUUCCUAAUGACCUGUUACAGACGAUCCAGGACCUCGUCUUGGACCUUCGAGUGCGUUGCGUGGUGGUCACACUGCAGCACACAGCGGAAGAAGUGAAGAGAUUGGCUGAAAAGGAAGACUGGGUUGUCGACAGUGAAGGCCUGACGUCCCUACCAUGCCACUUUGAGCGCUGCGUGGUGCACUCUCUGCAGUCGCUGCGAGAAGUCCUGGAGUGCAAGCCCGGAGAAGCCAGCGUCUUUCAACAACCGAAAACCCAGGAAGAGGUUUGCCAACUAAGCAUCAACAUCAUGCAGGUUUUUAUAUACUGUCUGGAACAGUUGAGCACCAAGCCUGAUGCCGAUGUAGAUACUGCACAUCUCUCUGUUGAUGUUUCUUCUCCUGAUUUGUUUGGAAGUAUCCAUGAAGACUUUAGUUUGACUUCUGAACAGAGACUUUUAAUAGUCCUGAGUAAUUGCUGCUACCUAGAACGUCACACCUUCCGAAAUAUCGCAGAACAUUUUGAAAAGCACAACUUCCAGGGAAUAGAAAAAAUAACACAGGUUAGCAUGGCCUCACUGAAAGAGUUGGACCAAAGACUCUUUGAAAACUACAUUGAAUUGAAGGCAGACCCCAUCGUUGGCUCCUUAGAACCUGGAAUUUACGCAGGCUACUUCGACUGGAAGGACUGCCUGCCCCCGACAGGUGUCAGAAACUACUUAAAAGAAGCAUUGGUGAAUAUAAUUGCUGUGCAUGCAGAGGUGUUCACUAUUUCCAAAGACCUGGUGCCUCGGGUGCUGUCCAGGGUGGUGGAGGCAGUUUCUGAAGAGCUGUGUAGGCUGAUGCAGUGCGUCUCAUCCUUCAGCAAAAACGGAGCAUUGCAGGCAAGGCUUGAAAUCUGCACCCUGAGGGACACCGUGGCUGCUCACCUGACGCCAGAGAGCAGAUCCAGUUUCAAGCAGGCCCUGGAAGCCCUGCCGCAGCUCUCGAGUGGAGCGGACAGAAAGCUGCUGGAGUUGCUGCUGAGCCGGGUCAGGAGCGGCGUGCACCUGCAGCUCGCCUGCUUCCAGGCCACCCCUCCGCCUGCCGUGAAGACACAGGUGCCUUCCAGAUGACGCGCUCCCCCGAACGCCCACAG